Molecule: messenger RNA, 978 nt
Organism: Dermatophagoides pteronyssinus (European house dust mite)
Lineage: Eukaryota; Metazoa; Arthropoda; Arachnida; Sarcoptiformes; Pyroglyphidae
Product: histone-lysine N-methyltransferase SMYD3-like
Source: RefSeq, a predicted model, not a curated record
AGUCGAUGUAAGAAAAUGUAUUAUUGUGGAAAAAAUUGUCAACAAAAAGAUUGGAUUCAGCAUAAAUUUGAAUGUAAAGUUUAUAAAAAUAAUCAACUAAAAGCUAUUGAACAAACAGAUGAUCUAUUUUUUCGAUUUGUUUUACGAACAUAUCUGUACUUAAUAAACAGUCCCGAAAGUUUUUACGAAAGGCGUCAAUUAUUAAACGAUGAAAAUUCAGCCGUUUGUCUUAAUGAUAUCAUUAAUCAGGAACUGCCAUCCCAUGAUCAAGAAAAAAUUAAUCAUUUUAUGUAUUUGAACCAACAAUUCAAAUUGCUGAAAAUCGAAUUGGAUCCGGUAAGAAUGUUGAAAUAUCAUGGUAUAUGUUACGAAUAUGUUACGAAAAUUAUCGAUUACGGAAUGCAACAAUUAGGUUCAGGCAUCUAUAUUGCCGAAUCACAAUUGAAACAUUCGUGUUCACCAAGCGCUACAACUUUGUUCAAUAAUACUCAACUUGUAAUGCGUGCAACUAGAUCGAUCAAAUCUGGUGAACAAAUUACCAUCAAUAAUAUAAUAUCACAGAUAGGAAGAUCGCUUGAAUGGAAAUUUCUUCCUAAUUUCUCAUUUAUUUGUAAAGAAUGUGCAUUGAAAUGCGAAACUUAUUCCUUUAAAAAAAUUCAACAAUUAGCCUUAGAAUUUAUUUCAAAACCUUUGCCGAACGAUUUGAACGAUCAAAAUGCAAUUUUGAAAAAAAUUUUGUCAAUGAAAAACGAGAUCUGUAGUGAAUGUGAUUCGAGUUUAAUUUUCGGUAAAAUUAUGAUAAUGCAAAGUUAUAUAAUUCUUCAUGAUAUUGUUGAAGAAUUAUCUGUUGCAGAAAUGGCAAAAAGAUUGGAAAUCAAAUUACCGGCUGUUUAUAAUGAAAUAUUUGAAAAUGUCUAUUUUAAUCGAGAAAUAGCACCUAUUAGCAUUAUGAAAGCAUUGGCAAAUGUUGAAUUUAAU